This is a messenger RNA of Prunus armeniaca (apricot), 222 nucleotides long. Lineage: Eukaryota; Viridiplantae; Streptophyta; Magnoliopsida; Rosales; Rosaceae. The record is from the annotation of a GenBank genome assembly.
AUGCAGGAUCCAGCCAUCAAUAUGGCAGAAUUCACUCAUGAGAGCACGGAAGACCAGGAGGAAGAAGAGUUACAGGAGGAAGUGUUAGAUUUUGCCCCAGCAGCACUGGAUGACUCUCUGAAAGAACUGCUCAAGAGUGAGCUCAUUGGACUGUUGCAGGAGUUCAGAGAUUGUUUUGGAGCACAAACUGCCCGGUCUAGACAAGGAAUUAGUGGAGCAUAA